UCGUGAAAAAAGAAGUUAUUGCUCUAAAGAAAGCAUUCGAAAAACUUUAUGAACAAGGAAAGACACCUCAGUUGACGUUUAUCGUUGCUCAGAAGAGACAUCAUACUAGGUUCGUGCCGGUAAACAGAAAUGAUGCUGAUCAAAAAGGAAAUUGCCGUCCAGGAACCGUUGUGGAUCAGGAGAUUGUUCAAAAAAAUCAUUUUGACUUUUUCCUUCAAUCUCAUUCUGGGAUUCAAG
Molecule: messenger RNA, 237 nt
Organism: Dentiscutata heterogama
Lineage: Eukaryota; Fungi; Glomeromycota; Glomeromycetes; Diversisporales; Gigasporaceae
Source: the annotation of a GenBank genome assembly